UUCCACCUCUUGAUUUAGAUUUACUUCAGAAAUAUAAUAACUGGGUGCUUCACAUGUUUCUGGUACACAAACAAAAACAAUUUCUACUUGCUAGCUAUUCACAGAUCCUGUUAAUUCUUUCCUCUCCUACCUACCAAAUUCCAAAGACUUAAGAACCGUCCAAAAAUGAGUAUCUCUCACACCGAUUUGAGCCACGCAGUCCCUCGCUGUGUUCCUUCCACUUCCAAUAGUUUAAUCAAUGAAAAUCAUAACCAUAGCCACCCAAUUGAAUUACUAAUUAAUUAAGCUGAAAGAAGAAUAAAAAAGGACAAGUGGUCAUAUGGGUAUUCAUAGAUUGUUGCGUCAAGUCAAAGAACUUCAGCUAAUUGGCCAAAAGAAAGUAUUGAUUCGUAGUCGUUUUUGGCUGAUGGAUUGGAUGCACCGAAAUCCUAGUCUUUGCAUUGGGUUUCUUUCUUCCUUUCCAUCUUGGUUGAUGAAUUUGGUAUUAUUUUCCCUUCGUUUUUCUGCCUCUGCUGCUGCUCUGUCGUUUGUUGGUCCUUUCUUUUUGUUUUUUGUUUCAUUUUAUGUCAAAUUCUUCAUUCCGUAACGUGAUGUCCUGACUAAAUAAACUCCACCGGCCCUUCAUUAAUAGCCAGACAAUAUCUAUUUGGUCAUGUGGCAACAACCACCACCCAUUCCAUGGCCAUCUUACACAACACAACACAACCCAACCCAAGUCAAUCAAAAAAGUUCCAACCUCAAUAAGAUCCAAAAUAGCAUUUUGGAGAAAUAUUAAGAGAUCGUUUCAUUUUGGCAGAAAUGGAAAUGGAGGGUGAGAUUGGAAACUUCAUUAAGGUAUGGCUCUCGGUCUUCUUAUCUCUCUUCUACUGCUAUGCAUUUGGUAAGUUUGUACCAAAAGGUUUUCCAAGACUCUUGCUCAUAAUUCCAGUUGUAGCCCUCUUCCUAGACCUUCCUCUUCACCUCUCCACCAUCCAUCUCGGAGGCACCACUGCUUUCUUCAUUUCUUGGCUUGCCAACUUCAAGCUCUUGCUCUUCGCCUUUGGGAAAGGCCCUCUGUGCUCCGACCCUUCAAUCUCUCUUCCCCGUUUUGUAGCCGUCGCUUGUUUACCCAUCAAGAUCCAACAAAACCCACCUCCAAAAACACCCCAAUUCCAAACCUCAAAUCAUCAAAAUGGCCACAACUCAAACACAAAUGGGCAUGCAACAACAAAACAAAACCCAGCUCCGAAAUCCCCGUUGAACUACGCACUCAAAGGCCUGCUCUUGGCUCUGUUGAUAAAGGUAUAUGACUACAAAGAGCACCUCCAUCCAAACCUGAUAUGGGUCAUGUAUUGCUUCCACAUAUAUUUUGCCCUAGAAAUCAUCCUCCUCAUGGCUGCCGCGCUGGCUCGAGCCCUUCUGGGACUUGAGCUCGAGCCCCAAUUCAACGAGCCCUACCUCUCCUCCUCCCUCCAAGACUUCUGGGGCAGACGAUGGAACAUUAUGGUCACCAGCAUCCUGCGCCCCACCGUGUACGAACCCGUCGUCGCGCUUUCGACACGGGUGGUAGGGCGCAGGUGGGCCCCGCUCCCUGCCGUGAUGGGGACCUUCAUAGUGUCGGCAAUUAUGCACGAGCUCAUAUUCUACUACCUGGGGCGGCUACCGCCCACGUGGGAGAUCUCGUGGUUCUUCCUCCUCCACGGGCUGUGUUUGGUGGUUGAGAUCGCCGUCAAGAAGGCGAUUGCUAAACGGAAGAAGUUUCAGGUGCCGAGGUUGGUGUCUGGGCCUUUGACCGUUGCGUUCGUGACGGGAACCGUGUUUUGGCUCUUCUUUCCUCCGCUGCUGCGGUGUAAUGCUGACGUGAGGGCUCUGGGGGAGUACGCGGCUGUUGGCGCGUUUUUCAAGAAUGCCGGUCGUGCUUUUGCAUCUAGAGCCAUGAACACAAGCAGAAGCAACUGGUAGUAGCAGAAGACUUAGUCGUAGCAGUAGACACUGGCGGACUCAGAAAUUUUUUAACGGAAGUGCAAAAUUGACUAAGUAUGAAAAAUUGUUUUUCAGAAUAAUCAUUUUCUUAA
This is a messenger RNA of Prunus persica (peach), 2054 nucleotides long. Its product is annotated as acyl-CoA--sterol O-acyltransferase 1. The transcript has a single exon. The record is from RefSeq and is a predicted model, not a curated record. Bases 799 to 1941 code for a protein of 380 amino acids. NCBI's taxonomy places the organism in Eukaryota, Viridiplantae, Streptophyta, Magnoliopsida, Rosales, Rosaceae. Gene Ontology annotation, biological process: lipid metabolic process.